AUGGAACACUUGUGCCCGGAAAUCGAACGGUUGGUUUCGUGUUACACGUGCCACGCUCAGUCGUUGCCGCCGUACCGGUUAUGCUGGAGCGCUCACGUUGGUUGUCCGCCGUGCGUCAAAUAUAUGCUGCGGUGCGGCUGCGGCAGCCGUUUCAAUCGCAACUCAAACAUAACGUUCGACUGGCUGGUGUCAUCGCUGACGUUCCGGUGCAAGUACAGGCCGGAGCCGGGCGACCACCACCACGGUGACGGAAUCGUUGUCCGCAGCGACUUCGACGUUAACGACUGCGGCCACGAAAACCGACGGUUCUCAGUCAAGGAACUGCGCGAACACUACCGGUCCGGGUGCGCGUACAAUUUAUUCACGUGCCCGUUGGAAGGUUGCGGUCAUGUGGCCCGCGUUGAAACCGCGGCCGAACACUACGAGGCAGCGCACGGCCCGUUCGAUGCCCUCGAGCCCAACAGCCCGCAGCAGUGUUACGAGAUCGUGUUCAAUGCCUCGUCAACGUGAGUACAGAACAUUUUACUCAAAUCGAAAUUAAGUCGACGGUCAACAUAAUCGCACUAUAAAUAUUGAUAAAAUUAUUUUAGAUUCUUCUAACACAGACCCGGAUUAAGGUUUUUGCCGCCCAUAGGCUAAACAAAAUUUACCACCUAAUUUACAAAUUGAUAUUUUACUUUUAAAAGUGAUACGUAAAAGACCCAUGAGGCGUUCGUAUUAAAAAAAAAUGAUCGUUCAUAAAUUAAAAACAUAAAAUCAAUACUUUAUUUAUACAUUUAAUAAAUAAAAACUACUUAAGAAUAUUAAAAAAAAAAAAAAAAACUUAAAAAUAUAUAUUAUUCAUAUUCUUCACUCUUCAGAUUACAGUCUUACGUCUUGAUUUUUUUUUCACAAAGUCUUCAACGAUGUCCUCAUAUGAUAACUGAUUAGUUAAUUCAUGUUCAAUACUUAAUAUGGCACAUUUAAUCGAUCGUGUGACAUCGUAGAUCAGAGAUAAUUGUUAUUCCCUUCAAACAAGAAUAAUAGCGUUUAGCUGAACAAUUAGUCACUGCCGUAGAUGUAUAUAUUCUAAGUGCUAUUUCUUAAUCUUAUCUUAAUAUUAAUCAGAUAACGAUUUAUGAUUGUCAAAAGAAAUCAAUUUAUAUACUUUAUGCAUGCAAGAAGAAAAAUCGGCGAGACGAUAAAUAAAUUGUAACUGAAUUUUUACAUGAAAGGGAGAUAAUAGGGAUUUUGGGAUUGAAUAAAUAAAUACAUAUUAUUAUUAAUAACAUACCUACUAGAUAUUUGCGUCGAUAAUAGUUUAUUGUUUGUUAUAGGUACAAAUUUAAUUAUCUUCCCAGUUGUCCACCUACAACAGUGACCACAGUACCACACCCAUUCCCAAUAUUAGUUUUUUUUUUCAAUUGUUAUUGCUCCUAAAUAAUUAUGACAAAAAUGUAUUUAAAUUUAAUUAUUAUUAUAAUAUAAUAUUUACAAAAAAAAUUAAUAAGUUGCAGAUAAAAUAAAACUCGUUUAAAAUUUAAAAAAAAACGUAUGUAAUGCAUACAUUUAACGACAUAUUGCAAUAAUUAAAAAGAUUGGACACACUUCGCACGAUGGGUGAGCCACUGUUGUAGAUGAAAAGUGGUGAAGAUAGGAUAAAGAGGGCAAUUUUAUGUUUAUUUAUACACAACAAUUAACUAUUGAUAAAAGACGAUUCUACCCAGAGUUCAAUUGUAAAUGUUUUAAAAGACCAUAACAUUUAAGAUUUUCUUCAAAACUUGUAUAAAAGUUCUUAUAAAAAGAAAAAUUAUGCAUUAAAAUAAAAUUUUUCUUGAUGACCACAAAGUAAAACUUAUAAUAAAUCUCUUUUUAAAUUUUCAAAAAUUUCUGUUCGUUCAAAUAAUUUUGUCUAUUAAGUAGGUACUUGCCUACUGAAUAAAUAUUAUAUGAAAAAAAUAUAAAAAUUAAAACAUCUAUAAAAGCACAAAAAUGGCUUAAAUAUUUUCAAAAUUUUUCUACGUAUAUAAAACACAAAUAUAAUGUUGUCAUCCUUAUGCCAAGUACCUAGAAACAUUUUAAACUGAAUAAUAACAAAAUUUAAAAAAUUAUGAAAUCAUUAUUUUUGUAAAUUUUGUAGUUUUUUUUAUGUUUUUUCUCGGUUUUCCCUUUUAUUGGGAAAAUUCCUGAGAAAAUUAAAAAAUAACUUCCUAAAAUACCACCCCAGAAAAAUUUACUUUCAGAAAAUACCCUACACUUUAUACUUCGGAGUAAGAUUUCUUUUCUUCGGAGAAGAAUUUUCAUACACGGUAUAAAAAAAAAAAUUAUAAAAAAAAGUUGUCCUAGGAAAAUGGCAAUGGUACCCAUCGCCUGCACCAGCUACUGUUGUAGGUAGCAAGUUAGUAAGGUAGGAUACAGAACGGAAUUUAAUGUAUAUCUAUGAGCAACGAUAAACUAUUGCUAACGAAAAAACAAUUCUGAGCGGAGUUCAGUUGUUAGUGAUGCUUUGUCAACAAUAUAUAUCAUAUUAUGCUAAAAUAAUUGAAUUGACAUUUAAUAUAUGUUCUUUGGGGAAAUUUGUUUAAUAAUGAUUUAAUUUUCCCGUUUUUCCUACGUUUUUUCACAUUUUUUGAGAAAAUUCCUGGGAAACUCAAAAAAUGAUCUCCCUCGAGUACGUUAUCAGUCGGACAGAAAAAGUGCUAUCAUUAUAAAUUGUAGCAAGAUUUCUGGUAGACAAGUUAUCAAUAAAGUUAUGAAAGAUAAAAAAAAGAAAACACUUUUGUAAAACCAUAUGCUUCAUUGCUCCACUCAGAAUCUAAAAUAAAUAUCAUUGUAAAACCAAUACAUUCCUCGCUCCGCUCAGAAUCUAAAACGUAUGUUAUUUUAUACUCUACUGAAAAUUCUUCGAUGAAGUACUCGUAUACACGAUAUUGAAAAUUUGCGCAGGGAACAAGCUGAAAUAGUUCAAAAAAUGUUUAACGGUUAUUUCCUGUUCAUUGUAACGCCUCAGCGAAUCGACAACUGUAGUAUGAGGCAACCGCGGCUAUCCAUGCAGAAUAUCAAUCCGGCCGACAGAUUACGGUACACGUACGAUGCGAUCAUUGAGUCUAAAGACAUUUCAGUCAAAAUUACAAUUGUGGAGGAGAACUUCACCGGCGCAAAUCGUGACAUUAAUUUAACCCUUCGCGACGUGUGUAACUAACCUUAUUUGUAAAUAACUUUUUGUUUGAAUUUAUACAACGCGUGCACGCGUGUUUCAUAUACAAUUUUUCAAUAAUAUACAUGUAUUUAAUAUAAAUAUAUUUAUUAAAAAAAUUCAAAACAUGUUUGUAUAAUAUUAUACACUACGAAUAGCUGUUCCGCCCAUCAUUGCAUGUCAAUUUAAUUUCAGCGUUUUAUGUAUAUCAGAUCAUUUAUCAUAAGUGACUGUUUUCAUUUGGUUACAUUUUUAUCUUUUACAUAAACUACUUCUUAAUGAUCAAAUUAAUUAUAAUAUUUUAUAGUUAUAAGUAUUUAAACUAUAAAUCGCAUUAGUCUAAAUGAUUCAGCAAACAUCCAAAAUACAAGAAAUUUGUUUAAGUUUAAAAAACCCUAUUUUGCAUAAAUAUUAAUGGUGACGCAAAGUUGAGCAAAUGACAUUGAAAGCUGGCAAAAUAACAUUUAUUAAAUCAAACUAUCUUAUUGUAUUAUUAUAUGUAUAGGUUAAUCACUAGAGAGGAUUUCAUUCUGUAUUUGAAUCUGGUUUCAAACAUGAGGUUUUGUUUAAAAUUGAUCUAGUUACAGCAGUCCAUUCUAUAUUAAAAUAUACAAAACAAUAUAGUUGACUUUAAAAGUUUUUUUUGUAAAUUUGUGAACUUAAUGUGUAUUGACUUUAAAUUAAUAUGGAGGCUACAGCAACAGGUUGGUUACUUUAUGUUAAUGCUAUAUAUUACAGUCCUCUCUUAGAAAUCAAACAAAAUUAUAGUUAACAAAAAAAUAUUAAUAUUUUAUAUCAAGAAACUGAAGAAAAUAAAUGUUGAUAUUUAAAACUAAAAUCUGAACCAGAAAAAAUAAACCCAAAAUCGAAAUUCGAAAAAAAAAACUAAUUUUCUAAAACCAAAAUUGAAACUGGAAAAAGUUUAAACCGUAAUUGUAUUACUUGUGUUAAUCGAAAAAUUAAUUUCUUCAUAAUUAAUCUGUCUUGGAACAAAUUUUGAUGAACCUAUAAAUUAUAAUUUUUUAAUAAAAUAAAACGAAAAGGUUAUAAAUUAAUUGAAUACUAACUUGACAAAAAUUAGGUGAAUCCAGUUCAGUAGAUGAUAAAGGAUCCAAGUAUACGUCAUCUUUAUUUAAUUGAGAUGCCAAAUUUUCAACAUUAGAGGAUGUUGACACUUUAGGUUGUGUUGAAACAAUAUUAUUUAUAUCAGAAAAAACAUAAACUUUUUCAAAAUUAUUCUGUCUUAGAAGUGCCUGGAUUUUAUCUAAACAAAUGUCAAAAUACUUAUAUAAAAAUAUAAUGUCAAUAUAAUAUGUAUCAUAAAUAAUAAUAUAUUAGAUUGUAUUAUUUUAUAAAUAAUCAAUCUAGUCAUUUUAUUUAAAGUAUAAACAUAGUAUACAAUAUAUAUAUAUAUAUAUGAUGCAGACACGCAAGAAAGUAAAUAAACCAUGUAAUAACAAUAUAUAGUUUGAUAGUAUUUUUCUUUCCUAAUAAAUAAUACAAGUAUAGUAUAAUAUAAGCUGAAGUUUGUUUUUUUAAAUCAUUUAGAAACAUAUAUAUUUUAAUUUUGUGAGUUUUAUACGUAAUUUUUAUACAGUAGGUAUUCUGUAGUAAAAUUAUUAAACUUAAUGGAAAUGUUUGAAAAUUUAACAGAAGGUUCAUUAAAUCUUACUUUGUGAUAAAAAAAAAAUGAGUUUAUUGUAGUAUUUGUUUUUAUAAAGGAAUCUUGAUACUACUUUUUUACGAAAAUUGUAGAUUAUAAGAAACAAAUUCAAUUUUUCAAUUUUUUUUUUUUGUGAACAUAUGUGUGUGUUGCCGAUUUAAGAAGGAUGAUAAAAUCAGAAUUGAGCGGACUGAUAAAUUUCAAAAUUAUAGCUUUUCAAUUUCAGAUAUUACACAGAUAUUACAUGUUAAAUGUUAAAUAAUUCUAUAUUAUCUUCUUUACCAUAUAUUUUUUGUGGUCGAAUGAUCAAGAAUACAUAUUGUCAUAUUAGGUUCGGGGGUUCAAACUCUUGGUAUGAAAGACAUUUUUUGCACUUUUUAAUCCCUUUUACCUAAAUAGGGAAAAACCAAUGCAUUUUAACUGUAACUAGAGACCUAGCUAUUGCUCACUCGGACAAUUUUAAUCGAAAAAUACCCCACGAUUUGUUGUGCAAAAUUUUUUACAAGCAAUUUUGCUUCGAUUUACAAUGAUAGCACUUUUUCUGAAAGUAAAUCUGACUAGGAAUGUACUUUAAGGAGGCCAAUUUUUAAUUUUUCUAAGAGUUUUCUUAGCAAUUGUGAUAAUCCGGGAAAAAACACGAGAAAAAUGCAGGAAAAACAGGAAAAUCAAUACAAUAUUAAACCUACAACAGUAACUGGUGCAGGCGAUGGGUGUCAUUGACAUUAUUCUAGGACAGAUUUUUUUUAUAAUUUUUUUUUAUACUAUAUAUGAAAAUUAUUCUCUGAUGAAAAUAAAUCUUACUCCGAAGUAUCAAGUGUAGGAAAUUUUACCAAAAAUAAAAAAUGUAAUUGAAAUAUAAAUAUUUAUAGUCCUCAUCCUUAUGAGUAAUAUUAAAAAAAAAAAAAUAGAAUUUUGAUUAUCUUUAUUAUUUCCAAAGAUAUUACGAUAGGUAUAUUUUUGUGGGGCACUUUACCUAUAAUAUAUUAUUGUUUUUAAUAAAUUUAUAAGUACUUACAUUCUACAUAGUAAAACAAAUACAUACACUAACUACAGAAUAGUAAUAUCCAUCAGGUUUAUAAAUAUACGUUGUCUUUGGAAACAAAUGUUUCUAAUGUUAUUCGUCCUUUAGUCCUUAUUCAUUUAGAUAGAUUUGGCAACAAUGCUGAAAUAAUAAUCAAUAACUCGACCUCAUUUUGUAUUGUCGGGACUUGGGAUUGGUUAGUCUUCUGUUCAAUCCUUAUGAUAUAAGUCCGUACUUUAUAGACAGCUCAUUGUGUAUCGUCUUCAAUAAAAAUGGUAAAUUAAAUUAAAAAAUUUAAAUAUAUUAUUACAUUAUAGCUCGUCAUUAAUAAUACAACAUUUUUUAGAUUAUUUAGGCAACGAAAUAAUUCAGUAUCUGCAUCUAUUCUAUCCAUACAAAUUGUUACAUUAACUAUUUAUGUGUAUUAUGUGUAUAAAAAUUGUUUCUUUUAGGGUCAAACUCAUUCUUGUUGUCAUGAUAAAAAGGAAACUGACAAGCCCCCAAAGAAGAAAUAUGAACCACCAAUCCCGACCACUGUGGGUAAGAAAAGAAAAUGUACAAAGGGUUCCGAUGCAGCUCAAAAACUACCGACAAGUUAGUAUCUAUUUUUUUUUUUUAUAUUAACACAAUUAACUUACCAUAUUUUAGUUACUAUACAAACAAAAUGUCGAUUAAAAUGUCUGAAAUUGGAGCGUAUCAAGGAUUAUCUGAUGAUGGAAGAAGAGUUCAUACUAAACCAAGAAAGACUAAAGCCUCAAGAAGAAAAACAUAAAGUAAAAAUUAUUUAUAAUAGUUAUUUUAUUUAAGUUAAGUCUAAUUUAAUAUUUUAGUAUUUUUUGGUAUUCCCCAAGUAGAACUAUCUACAAUAGGUACUUUAGACUAUAAAAAAAAACAUUCAUUGAAGGGUUAACAUAUCCAUUAGUAAAAUAAUGUUUGUACAAUUAUAACAAUACUAUAAUAGUUUGUUUUCUAUUAAAAAAAUGUCUAGUAGGUAGAAUUUUAUUAAUUUAGUUCAAUGUUCAAUUUGACCUACAAAUAUUAAAAUUUAAAGUUAUAACAAUGAUUAAUUAUACUGUAAAGUAAAUUAUUGAGUGACCAACACCAGUUCCACUUUUUAUCAUAUCUUGAGCAUAAAUUUAAUUAAUCAUCCGCUGACUUAUUAUUAAUUUCAUAGUUAGUUUUUAUUUAUAUAUAUAUAUAUAUUGUGUAAUAUAUUAUAUACAGGUGAUUGUAUACAAGUGGAUACAGAUUGAUUCAAAAUUUUUGUUAUAGCCAUUUUAUCAUGCAAAUAUUCAAAAUAGAAAAAAAAAUGAACCUUUUAAAAUUCAAAUGAGAACCUAUAUUCAAAGUCAAAUAAAUAAAUUUAUUAGAAUUAGUUUAAACAGAAUUUGGUGUUGAAAUUUUUGAUUCUUGUUAUCUAAUAAACUGCCACAUAAAUACUCUACUACUUUGGGUUGACAAAAAUCAAAAAUUUUAACACCAGAUUUAUUGAAAUGGAAUGUAUAGAAUUUCAAAUAUACGUUCUCAUUUAAAUUUUAAAAAUUAACACUAAAACCCCCUCCUAAUCCCCCCCCCCCCCCCCCUCGUUCUGAAAAAAAUGUACAAAUUAUUUUAGAUGCUUAUAAAUCAAAAUAUUUUUGUAUAAUAUGUUUUUUCUUUUUUGAAUAUUUCAAUAUUAAUAUACAUUUUGAAUUACUCUAUAUAUACAAAUAAUUUAUUGUCACAAAAUAAAAAAUAUUAUAUUAAACUAAAUAUAUUCAUCAAACAAUAAAAAAAAAAAAUUAGCCUAUUUAUCCUGAAAUUUGUGAACAUAAAUAUAUUGAAAUUAAUCAAUAAUUUUUUGUUGGUUCAAAAUUCAAUUAUUGUUUUUUGCUCCAAUUUAUGCUUCAUUAAGUAUGCUAAAAACAUAGGCAGGUGUCAUCCUGAAAAGUUACAAUUCGUCCAAAGAUUAAGAUUAGGUUUACUAUUGAUAUACAAAAUACAUAAAUGUGGACCCGAAAUACUGAUCUGUGAUACUCCAAAGUUUAUUACUAGUGGUACCACUAAUUUUGACAAAUUGGUUUCAAUUAGUUAAGUAACUUGUAAACUACUUCAAACUGGACUAAAGUUGGACAGUAUAUUAAAAAGAUAUUUGUUGAUUUACAGAAUCAAAGGUUUUAGAUCAUAGAAACUUGGUAACAUGUUUACAGUCAACAAAGGUCUUGGUAAUGUAUAUUGGUAUGCAAUAAAAGUUAUCUGAUAAUUUCAUGGAUUGUACCUACUCUAUCAUUAAGUCAAAUUCAUUUUAAGAAAUAAUACAAUUUUUUUCUAAGAAUAAUAUAAACUUACUUAAUAUUUAUUUUGAGGAUUCUGCGAGAUUCCGAGAAUUUAGGACAAUCGAUAAUAAUAUUGUGGAUUGAUAGGUUGACUAGGCAUGUUUCACACAUAGAUUUUAGUUCUUUGCUGAUUAAGUAGGAAUGAGUUAAAUAAGUAUGCCCUAUUCUCACUCAGGUAAUAACUAAUCCCUCUCUUCUUGAAAGAAAGGAUUUUCAAUUUUUGGGACAUAUGGUUUUAUGUUUCUGAGUGUAUUUGAAAGAGGUACAUUAAUCCAAUUAAUCUGCCAAUUGUCCAUAUUUAGUAGUAUGACUAAUGCUGCAGACAUAUAUACUAUACAUAAACUUAUAAUAUUAAAUUAAUUUUUGAGGUUUAUACUAAGAAAACCUUAUAGCUAUCAUGUUGCUAAUUUGCAUAUAGAUUUUAAUAUUAGAAAUAUAAAUAGUUUAUUUAUUUAUAAUGGUUUAAAUUCAGAAUGGAGUGAAGAAGUUUAUGGUAUAUAGUGAUGUUUAUUUUUAUUUUUCUGUGGACAAAUUAUCUACCAGAAAUAUUCCUCCGAUUUACAAUGAUUGCACUUUUCCUUAAAAAAAAUCUGACUGGGGAGGUACUUUAGGGAGGUCAUUUUUUGAUUUUCUCAUGAGUUUUCCCAAUAAAUGGGAAAAACUGUGAAAAAAGGGAAAAAUUUAGGAAAAAUGGGAAAAUAGGUACAAUAUUAAACAAGUAUUAUUGAAGAAAAUAUAUAAUGCCUAUGUAAUUAUUUUAUCAUAUUAUGAAAUAUAUAUUGUUGACAAUGCAACACAAUCAACUGAACUCCACUUAGAAUCUUUGUUCCUUAGCAAUAAUUUAUCAUUGCUUACAGAUAUACAUUAAAUUACCCUUAUCUUCCAUAAAUUCUCACCUACAACAGUGGCCCGCUCACAUGCGAAGUAUGUUCGUCUUUUUUUUUUAUAUUGUUUUGGUAGAAAUAUUGAAAUUUUUAAGCCUAAACAUCACUAUCAAACUAGAUUAAAUCAUUGAAUUAAGCUGGAUGCACCAGUUAACAAUUAACUUUUAAUUCAAAAAAUAUCUCUGAUGUUUAAGUUAAUAAUUUAAGACAUUUAAACAUUGGUGAACAUUUUCAUUACAAAAAAAUCAUUUAGAUAUAAACAAUAUAAGGAUAUAGUGUAUACUAUAUAUAAUUAUUUUUCGGUUUUUUUUUUUUUUUUUGAUAUUCCUGACUAAAAUUUUUUUUUUUUAAAUCUUUUUAAAGUUUAUACUUUAUAUAUAUUGUAAAUUUAAAAUUAAUAUUUGAACAUCAUAUAACUAUGUUUCAGCUCCUUGUACACUACUCCAAGAUUAUUUAUUGGGGCAAUACCAACCAAAAUUCUUUUACCUAUAAAUUUAUAUUAAAUUUGUAGUCUUUUUUUUUUUUAUGUGAUUAUUUAGUGUAUCGUUUUGGUUACAUGUAUUAGACUAAUUAUAAAAUGAGAACAUAUAGUAAAUUGAAUAAGUGUAUAAAAAUGAAUGAAAAUAAAAUUAAAACAAAACAAAAUAGAAUACUUGGUAGUAUGAGUAAUAGUGAGUUACAGUAAUACGGUAGCAGAUCAUUUAAGAAACAUGUUAUAUUAUAUUUACUUCAUUUUUUAUAAUAUUUUUAAAUUUCUUAAUGUAUAAUAUCUGUACAAAUUACAGGAAGAAUUGUCUAAAAUUGAAGAUAUACGUGGAAGCCCUAUGACUGUUGGUACCUUAGAAGAUAUGAUUGAUGACACUCAUGCAAUUGUAUCCACAUCUGUUGGGAGUGAACAUUAUAUCACUGUAUUGUCAUUUGUGGACAAAGAUAAGUUGUUUCCUGGAUGUUCAGUACUACUUAACUAUAAGGUAUUAGUACAAUAUAUAUAUAUUCAGCAGUUGAUACUUAUUUUUGUUACAUGCAGGUACAUGCUAUAGUUGGAGUACUGUCUGAUGAUAUUGAUCCUAUGGUAUCUGUGAUGAAACUUAUAAAAGCACCUCUAGAAACUUACAGCGACAUUGGUGGUUUGGAUAAUCAAAUACAUGAGAUUAAAGAAGCUGUUGAACUACCGCUGACUCAUCCUGAGUAUUAUGAAGAAAUGGGAAUUAAACCUCCCAAAGGAGUUAUUUUGUAUGGACCUCCAGGAACAGGUAAAACACUUUUAGCUAAAGCUGUUGCAAACCAAACUUCAGCGACCUUCUUGAGAGUUGUUGGGUCUGAACUCAUUCAAAAGUAUUUGGUAAGAUCUAUAGAUAAAUUUGAAAAAUUUUAAAAUUUUAAUAAUUUGGCUGGAAUAAAUACAUAUUUGUUAAAUUAAUUUAUAAUUAUUAAUCACAGGGAGAUGGUCCCAAAUUGGUCAGAGAAAUAUUUCGUGUGGCUGAAGAACAAGCACCAACUAUAGUGUUCAUUGAUGAAAUAGAUGCUAUUGGUACCAAACGUUAUAAUUCAAAUUCUGGUGGUGAGCGCGAAAUCCAGCGUACUAUGUUGGAACUCCUUAAUCAAUUGGAUGGUUUUGAUUCUAAAAACGAUGUUAAAGUAAAUAAUUAAAUUAUUUAAAACUUGACAUUUUUUUGUAUUUGAACUUAAUAAAAAAAAAAAAGGUUAUAUUGGCUACAAAUCGUAUUGAAACUCUGGAUCCUGCCUUGAUUCGCCCUGGUCGUAUUGACCGUAAGAUCGAGUUCCCAUUACCAGACACAAAAACGAAAUUGCAAAUAUUUAACAUUCAUACUUCCAAAAUGGCAAUUGCUGAAGGUGUAAAUCUGCAAGAACUCAUCACAGCCAAGGAUGACCUCUCUGGUGCUGAUAUUAAAGUAAAUAUAUCAAAACAGAAUUGUAUUAUGUAAAAAAAAAUUAUAUUAGUAUAUAUUUGUUUAUUGAAAACCGUGGUUGCUAUAAACACUUAUUCCUUUUUCUUUGAAAAGACUAAUUUCAAUGAAAAAGAUUAUUUAUUAAGGGUAGUGUGAUUUUGAAGUCAGUGUUGUGUAAAGAUAACUAGACAUUUAUCUAGAUGAAGAUAAUAAAUAUAGAACUUUUAAUUUGGAUUAAAAAAAAGAUAAACAAUUUUAAUUUAAUAACACUUUUUUAUCUUAAAUAUAUAUUAUAUACAGUAUUAAUAUAAUCAGGGCACAGUCCCCCUCUCCAAAGACAUUCCUAAAAGGAACAUUACUAUUUUGGGAAAUCGGCGGAUUUAUGUUAACUAUGUUUAAAAUUGUGCAGACAAAAUUCAAUUAAAAUAUCAUUGUUGUGAAUGUGUAUGUGUGUGUGUGUAUGUGUGAUAUUUAUUAACUUAUUACAACUAUGGACUAUGAUCUACACAAGAUCACAUUGCCAUCAUAGAACUUAUAUUGGGCCUUAUACAAUUAAAAAUUACAUAACAAAAAUUUAUUAAUACUUUAUAUAUUAAAUACUGUUCUAUUUAGUUAUGUAUCUUACAUUAUCCAGAUGGAUUAGAUUAAAUAACCCAAUCUUUUAUCUAAGAUAAUUUAUCAGAAUUACCAAUUUUGAUGAUUAUAAAUAAGAUAAAGAUAAUUAAUUAUUUAGCUAGAUAACUUAUUUAGAUAACGCUCAAAACAGCUUAUAGUAGAAUUUGAUAUUUUUAAGUACUUUUUUCGUGACUUUUUUUACUCUUUUUUUCGAAUUUUGAAUAAGUAAUUAAUACUGUACUAUCUUCCCAACUUUUCACUUAUUACUGUGGCUACACCUGUCCCCAUUAUCCUAGGAUAGCUUAUUGUUAUAUGAACUGGUUGUAUAAUAUCUAUUGUUAUUUAUUUUGUAAAUAAUUAUAUUUAACUAUAACAAAAUAAAUAUAAAUAAAUAGGAUUGGAAUAUUAAUUCUCUAGUAAAGAAAUUAUUAUUAUUAUAAAAUGAAAACAUUUAAUGUGUUACUUGGUUCAUUUGUUAAUUUUAAUAUUUCAUAAAAUAUCAUUAUUAGAAGCUGUCCUAGGAUAAUGGAAACAGAUGCAGCCACUGUAAUAGAUGAGAAGUUGGGAAGGUAGUAGAGUAUUAAUUAAAUAUUCAAAAUUCAAAAAAAAAAAAUCACUGUUAUAGGUAAUUUAAUGUAUACCUGUAAGCAAUUAUAAACUAUUGCUAACGAAAAAACGAUUCUGAGCUUAAUUCAGUUGAUAAUGAUCCUUUUAUAGUAUAAUAAUUAAAUAGGCAUUAUAUAUUUUCUUUAAUAAUAUUUUUUUAAUGUUGUAACAAAUUUCCCGGUUUUCCCAUGAUUUUCUAUGAUUAUCAUAUUUGCUAAGAAAACUCUUGGAAAAAUUGAAAAAUAACUUCUCUAACGUACCUUCGUAUCAUGUUUUUUUUCCAUAAAAAGUGCUAUCAUUUUAAAUCGGAGAAAAAUAAUAAAAGUUGUGUACAGAAAUAAAAAUCGUAAUAUUUUAGUGAUAUAUUUCAUACAUUUUCCCAUUAAUCCUCCAUUUUUUUUUUUGGUGUUUCACAUUUGUUGAGAAAACUCUUAGGAAAAUCACCAAAAUCACCUUCUCCAUGUACCUUUUAUUCAAAUUUCCUUUUAGAAUAGAUGCUACACUUAAAAAUGGAACAAAAUUUUUGGAAAAAAAGUCGCGUACAGAAAAAAAAAUAAUAAAAAAUAAACAUCUUUGUAAAACCAUGUACUUCUUUUCUCCACUCAAAAUCUAAAAAAGUUUAAUAUUUUGUCAUACUGUCAUAUCAAAAGUCUUAAAUAUUAAUUGAUGUGUAUUAAUGUAAAUUUUUUUUUGGUUUUAGGCUAUUUGUACUGAAGCAGGAAUGUCAGCUCUCAAUGAACGCCGCAUGCAAGUGAUAUAUGAAGAUUUCAAGAAAGCCAAAGAUAAAAUUUUAUACCUCAAGAAGGAUAACAUACCAACAGAAUUAUAUUCAUAG
Cinara cedri is the source of this 13024-nucleotide messenger RNA. NCBI's taxonomy places the organism in Eukaryota, Metazoa, Arthropoda, Insecta, Hemiptera, Aphididae. The record is from the annotation of a GenBank genome assembly.